CCACAUUGUUUCAACUUUCAAUUUAUUAUCGGCGGCCACUUCACAUCACAAAGGCAAGAGAGGGGGUCAAAGUACGAAACUUUUCCUCAGGGGAAGCAAAAAUUAUAAUCAAGAGCAAGGAGGAAAAAGAAGAAAUGUAUGCAGAAACUGGGUUCGCGUUCCGAUUCAUGCAGGGCUGUUCUCCAGAGAUUCACCAAUUCGAUGACCUCUUCAGAUCCUACAAGCUCUCCGAUGAAAUGAACAAUCUUGCUGAGGCAUGUGAGUAUGAUUUCGGAGAAGAGAGUGACCUAUUCAAACCCUCUGAUCCGAUCAUGGAAGAACAAAUGCUAGCCGUUGAUCCACUCUCUCGAGAGAUUGUUGAACUCAGCGAUCUCGGGUCGUUGCAGAGUGACCAACACCUUAUAGACAAGGCGUUCUACGACUGUGAGCAGGACCUCCUGGUGAAAUCAGCAAUGGAGUCUUCGCUCUCUGAGGUACUAGACAUCAAGAACAUUCCUUUGGUGGCAAAAAUGGACAAUGCUAGUAGUGUAGUCGUCUCUGAUGUCCCGAUUCCGAAGAGCGUGAGCUCGGGGAACCUGAGCUCAAUGGACACGGCACAGCACAAGGAUGCGAUGAUUCAGAGCUUCCCCGAUCUCCCACCAGUGGAUUAUGGAAUGAGAAGAGCCUUUAGCGAAAGCGAUAUACAGACACUGAGAACUAUAAACUCGGGUCUUGUUCAGUCUCAGUUGGAUCGAAUAAUCAUAAGUUGCACCUCUGAGGACCGUCGUGAGAAGCUUUCUCGAUACAGAAACAAGAAGAGCAGGCGAAAUUUCGGGCGUAAAAUCAAGUAUGCUUGCAGGAAGGCUCUUGCAGACAGUCAACCGAGGAUCCGAGGAAGGUUUGCAAAAACAGAGGAGAUGCAGAUAUGAGGAUUAUUAGUUAGGUCCUUAAGAUGAGCCCAUAACUAUAGUUUGAUGCAGUGUGUUCCAAAAUAUGUGUAUAUAAGGGUUUGUCUGAAUAAGAUUAAGGAGUAAGAAUUAGGAAAGACACAACAAGUUGUAGGGAGUUUGACUUAUAUAUGUUAGAUCUUGUGAACCUGUGUCUCUAAAAAUUUAAAUAUAUAUAAGCUGUUUGAUAUUCCUUCCUUUUUUUUGUUUGACCGUGUAUAUUAUGA
This is a messenger RNA of Thlaspi arvense, 1153 nucleotides long. NCBI's taxonomy places the organism in Eukaryota, Viridiplantae, Streptophyta, Magnoliopsida, Brassicales, Brassicaceae. The record is from the annotation of a GenBank genome assembly.